CCGCUACCUGUAAAUCUGCGAUGCCAUCUCCCGACAAAUGGAUGUGACAGGCGGAGCCCGGGCAGCGAGUAUUACUAAAUCCGCUUCUAGAUUCAAGAAACUGAAAUUUACAUGUAUUUCAAAUACGACAUUUCCUUAAAGGAUAUCAAAAGACUGCGAGCUUUUUAACGCGCAUUCAACAGUGCGCGCCGCGGAGCUGAAGUAGACCUGCUGGAAAAAGCUGCGCUGUUCAACAAGGUGGAGCAGUGAGUGGAUCCAUCGACCGCUGAGGACAACGCGCCUCUUUAAUAUCACAAUAAGAACAUUUGUUGUGUAGUUUGACCCACGAAGGCUGUCGGGAAAAUCGUGAGUUUUCGUGGAGUUUGCCAGAAAAUGAGAUUUUUACGCACAGAUCAAAGGAUGACGCGCAAUUCCAGCCAUGAACGCGCGUCGUGAGUCGCACGACUGAUCUAUUGAUUUGAAAGGAAGUUUUUUUUUUUUAUUAUUAUUAAUAUUAUUAUUAUUACUGUGCGCGUGUCUGCUGUCCACCCAACUUUUACUGCGCGUGUCCAAAUGAGAAGGCAGAGGAGCGGGUGGUGGUUGACUUAACAUGGCUGAGCCUUUGGGGCAUCAGGGGGCGCUGGCUGGAGCUCCCCAAAGCGCUUAAAUCCCCAGUUGAGUUGUUUUUUGGCGGUGGUUGAGUGGUGGUGGUAGUGGUAGGAGGGGGGGGGAAGAAGCCUGGCAGGAGACCAGAAUCCGAUAAUGUCGAGAAACAGGGAGAAAUUCAACCCGGAUCCAUCCAUCCAGAUAUCCAAGAUGAAUGUGAUCAUCCCGUUUUCACCAGAUGUGCCCUGUGACAGCAACGGCCAGCGGAUGUGGUGGGCUUUCCUCGCCUCCUCCAUGGUCACUUUCUUUGGGGGUCUCUUCAUAAUCCUCCUGUGGAGAACUCUCAAAUACCUGUGGACUGUGUGCUGCCACUGUAACGCCAAAAAGAAGGAUGUCCAUCGGAUCACCACAGGUGAUGGCAUCAAGCGCACCGACAAGGAUGACCCGGCGGCCAGCGAGGUGGGCUGGAUGACCUCGGUCAAAGACUGGGCAGGAGUCAUGAUAUCUGCUCAGACACUGACAGGAAGAGUCCUGGUGGUGCUCGUAUUUGCUCUCAGCAUCGGAGCCCUUGUUAUAUACUUCAUUGAUUCCUCUGAUCCUAUUGAGUCCUGUCAGAACUUCUACGAGGACUUCACGUUGCAGAUCGACAUGGCGUUCAACGUCUUCUUCCUGCUGUACUUCGGCCUCCGAUUUAUUGCUGCCAAUGACAAGCUGUGGUUCUGGUUGGAGGUGAACUCGGUGGUGGACUUCUUCACGGUUCCUCCGGUGUUUGUCUCAGUGUACCUGAACAGGAGCUGGCUAGGCUUGAGGUUUUUAAGGGCCUUAAGGUUGAUACAGUUCUCAGAAAUUUUACAGUUUUUGAAUAUACUGAAGACAAGCAACUCGAUAAAGCUGGUGAACCUGUGUUCAAUCUUCAUAAGCACAUGGCUAACUGCAGCAGGCUUCAUUCAUUUGGUGGAAAACUCAGGGGAUCCUUGGGAAAACUUCCAAAAUUCCCAGGCACUUUCCUACUGGGAAUGUGUCUACUUACUCAUGGUUACUAUGUCCACUGUUGGCUAUGGAGACGUUUAUGCAAAAACCACCCUGGGUCGGCUGUUUAUGGUCUUCUUCAUCCUUGGUGGUUUGGCCAUGUUUGCAAGCUACGUCCCUGAAAUCAUAGAGUUAAUAGGAAACCGCAAGAAAUAUGGUGGUUCCUAUAGUGCGGUUAAUGGGAGAAAGCACAUCGUGGUCUGUGGUCAUAUAACACUUGAGAGUGUGUCCAACUUUCUUAAAGACUUCCUACACAAGGACAGGGAUGAUGUCAAUGUAGAAAUUGUUUUUCUCCAUAAUAUUUCCCCUAAUCUUGAGCUGGAAGCCUUGUUCAAGCGACAUUUCACCCAGGUGGAGUUUUACCAAGGGUCUGUCCUAAAUCCACAUGACCUGGCCCGAGUGAAGAUCGAAUCAGCAGAUGCCUGUUUGAUUUUAGCCAAUAAGUACUGUGCUGACCCUGACGCCGAGGAUGCAUCCAACAUCAUGAGAGUAAUUUCUAUCAAGAACUACCAUCCAAAGAUCAGGAUAAUCACUCAAAUGUUGCAGUACCACAAUAAGGCCCACCUUUUGAACAUCCCAAGCUGGACCUGGAAGGAGGGAGAUGAUGCCAUUUGUCUUGCAGAGCUGAAACUUGGCUUCAUCGCUCAGAGCUGCCUGGCUCAAGGCCUCUCCACCAUGCUGGCCAACCUUUUCUCCAUGAGGUCCUUCAUCAAGAUUGAAGAAGACACGUGGCAGAAGUAUUACCUAGAAGGAGUAGCCAAUGAGAUGUACACUGAGUACCUGUCGAGUGCCUUUGUGGGCUUGUCCUUCCCUGUAAUUUGCGAACUGUGCUACGUGAAGCUGAAGCUGCUACUGAUAGCUAUAGAGUACAAGUCUGAUCGAAGGGAAAGCAGCACCCUGAUAAACCCUGGAAACCACGUGAAAAUGCAGGAGGGGACCUUGGGCUUCUUUAUUGCCAGUGACGCCAAAGAAGUAAAGAGGGCGCUUUUUUACUGUAAAGCCUGCCAUGAUGACAUUACUGAUCCCAAAAGGAUAAAGAAAUGUGGAUGCAAGAAAUUGAUAUAUUCCAAGAAGCCCGCCUACAAGAAAAUGAGACUGGCAUGUUGUUUUGAUUGCGGCCGCUCAGAGCGGGACUGCUCUUGCAUGCCAGUUAAUGUGCGUUGUAACUUGGACUCCCCUCAACGCGACAUCCCACUCUCUGCUGUCUCUGUUAAUGAUUGCUCAGCCACUUUACGUGCCUCUAAAAAUAGCUAUAAUGGAUAUAUCAAAUCAAUUGAAGAGGACCAACAGUCGGCAUUGUCGCCCAAAAAAAAGCAGCGUAAUGGAGGAAUGAGAAAUUCUCCAAACUCCUCACCCAAGAUAAUGAGACAUGACCCGCUCCUCAUCCCGGGAAACGAGCAGAUUGAGAGCAUGGAUGAGAACGUAAAGAAAUACGACUCCACGGGGAUGUUUCACUGGUGCCCGUCCAAAGACAUCGAGAAGGUCAUCUUGACCCGGAGUGAGGCAGCCAUGACUGUUCUGAGCGGUCACGUGGUCGUGUGCAUAUUCGGAGACGUGAAAUCUGCUCUGAUCGGUCUGCGAAACUUUGUCAUGCCUCUGAGAGCAAGCAACUUUCACUACCAUGAGCUGAAGCACAUCGUGUUUGUCGGCUCCCUCGAGUAUCUGAAGCGGGAGUGGGAGACUCUUCAUAAUUUUCCAAAGGUCUCCAUUUUACCCGGCACACCGUUGAGUCGGGCAGAUCUGAGGGCUGUCAACAUCAACCUCUGCGACAUGUGUGUCAUUCUGUCAGCCAAUCAGAACAAUAUUGACGAUGCAUCACUGCAGGACAAAGAAUGCAUCUUGGCGUCACUCAACAUCAAAUCCAUGCAGUUUGACGACAGCAUUGGGGUCUUGCAGGCUAAUUCCCAAGGCUUCACACCACCGGGGAUGGAUAGAUCCUCACCUGAAAACAGCCCAGUCCAUGGAUUAGUAAGGCAGACCUCUGUCACCACUGGAGCAAAUAUUCCCAUCAUAACAGAACUAGCACCAUUAGCAAAGCCAGGCAAAAAACUGCCUGUGAUUUCAUUCAGUCAGGAUAAAAGCAGUGGGACCAGCAUACAAAUGAUAACUGAGCUUGUGAAUGACUCGAACGUUCAGUUCCUGGACCAAGAUGACGACGACGACCCAGACACAGAGUUAUACCUCACUCAGCCUUUUGCCUGUGGGACGGCCUUCGCAGUCAGUGUGCUGGAUUCCUUAAUGAGUGCUACAUACUUCAAUGACAAUAUCCUCACCUUGAUCCGGACGCUGGUAACAGGCGGGGCGACACCAGAGCUGGAGGGGCUGCUGGCAGAGGAGAAUGCAUUACGGGGCGGCUACAGCACGCCACAGACCCUGGCGAACAGGGACAGGUGUCGCGUGGCACAGCUGGCCUUGUACGACGGGCCCUUUGCCGACCUCGGGGAUGGUGGUUGUUAUGGUGACCUGUUUUGUAAAGCCCUGAAAACAUACAACAUGCUGUGUUUUGGCAUCUAUCGGUUACGAGACGCACAUCUUAACGCUCAAAACCAGUGUACCAAACGGUAUGUCAUAACCAAUCCACCGUAUGCGUUUGAGCUGGUGCCCUCAGACCUGAUAUUCUGCCUGAUGCAGUUUGACCACAACGCUGGCCAGUCUCGAACCAGCCUCUCCCACUCUUCACAUUCGUCCCAUUCCUCCAGCAAAAAGAGCUCCUCGGUCCACUCUAUCCCAACCACCAACCGCACCAACCGCAACAAAAGCAGGGACUCACGAGACAAACAAAAUGCAACAAGGAUGAAUAGAGUGGGCCAAGAAAAGACAUGGUUUACAGAUGAGCCAGAGAAUACGCACCUGAGGACCAUACAGAUCAAGCCUGUGAAUACUCUCACCAUCAACCAAAUCAGUCAAUAUAAAUCCACAAGCAGCUUGAUUCCACCCAUCAGAGAAGCAGAAGACGAGUGCUGAGUUCCAGACCCGCACCGACACCUAAGCGCUUGGAUUCCAGGAAGACUAAUCGUGUAGGUGUCAGACUGGGACUCGGGAUAUCUUCUCAUCUGCAAAUCAUAAACUGACAUUAGAGAAGAGACGAACCAUACUGCUUUCCUCAUUCAUCUCCGCAGCAAGCUUAUUGUACUUCACUGAAUCAUACAUGAAAUAUACAUGAAGACAAUCAUAGUCAAAUGUCGCAGCCACUCAAAUAUUAGUUUGCACAGCUAAUCUUUAGUGGUGACCAGACUCCAUGACUUUUUUUUUUUUUUUCCAUUUUGGGGAAUGAGGGUCACUUUAAGGAUAAAUCAAUACUACUACUACUAAAGGAGGGGAUUAUUAUGAUAACUGGAUCAAGUUUUGCAAAAGUUGCCUUUUUAGCUGUUGAUGAACAACUACUACUAAUACUACUGCAUUUACUUUACCCAGUGUUGCAGAGUUAUACUGUACAGUAUGUUAAAAUGUGUAUUUUACAUCUAGUUGCGAUCCCACCACAAUGGCAUUGUUAGUGACUGACUCUCAGUGAUUCCUUUGCCAUUUGGAGCUAAUUCACAACAUUUGUGACGGUUAAGACGGCCAGUGUCCAUGUGUAAAUGGCAUUUGGCUCCAGCCUUAUCUCUAUCCAAUUAUAUUUGUCUUAUCUUUGCCUUUUUGAGUCGUUUGUUAUAAAUGUUUUCAUGUUGCUGUUUGGUUGCAAUGUCCAAAACCCCAGAAAUCUUAUUAAGUAAAGCUUUCAAGUAUCCGCAAAGUUUCUCCAGGGGUAAAAUGUUUUUUUUUCUUUUCUUUUCUUUUCUUUUCUUUUCUUUUUUUUGUCAGUAGCCAAACAUGAUAGAGCUGUUUUGCCAACAUUAGAAUAUAACCAAAAAUCUCACACGGUUUCUGAUAAAGAGACAGAGCUAAAGACAUCAUAGACAGCACAAAGCCAAUGCCAUAUGAUAAGUCUGUAGGUGAGUUGAACGUAAAAGCCACAUAUCGCAUGAAGUGGGCAUCUUUAAGUCCUCCUUUGGCUGUAAGCACUGCCUGACACAGGAUUGUCUUGGAGGCCAUUAAGCACUUGUUUGUACUCCAUGACCAAUCUUAAUGCCAUAAACUGACAUGUUCAUGCUUUUUUUCCUGUAAAAACAGCUCUAUCAUAAAAAGUGUUUUUGGUUGUUUAUAUGUUCUAAUAGACUAUAUUCUGUUGAUAAACCAUCUUCGUGAUCUACAUCAUAUUAGAUAUAUUCAUAAAACACAACUGAUGAAGUACCGUUCAUUUGUGUCAUGCAAGCUCAGAGUGGUUAUUAAUCUUGUCUUAUUUAAAUAAUACAACAUAGCUAUAUUGGCACUGUUGUCACUUUACAUCAGAAUCAAUGAAGUGGAAAGAAAGGCUAAGAAAAAGACAAACAAACAAACGACACAAGCAAUUCAUAAAAUCCUCAAAGUCUAGCCUAGAAUUUAUGUUGGAUAUGAAAAGAGAGAGAGAGAGAGAGAGAGAGAGAGAGAGGUUGUGACAUUUUUACUGGCGCAGAGAACAUCCAGAUCAUCCGUCCCUCAGUGCCAGUAAUGUGCCAGGCAGUGCUGAAACCAACGGAGGACUCCAGAAGACCCACUGCUGCGAAAAGAGGCUUCUAGUUGAACUGGAUUUAAGCAAAAUUUACUUUUGCUGUGAGACUGAGAGAUGUACUUUCCUCAUUGCUUUCCAUCUUUCCAGCUCAGAGAACAUUUCAAUUUCUUUGAAUUUCUUAACACGAGGCUGGAACUCCCUGGGGAUAACUAUUAAUGUAGUAAAUAAUUUGAAGUCUUAAAACUAUUUUUAAAUGACCCAUUGUCAAUAGCAGAGCCUAAUAGCAAUUCAUUUUUAAGUACUCUUCAAAAAAGAAAAAAAAGAAAAAAAAAAUCUGUAAAGCUUAAUGUAAAAUAUUUCUUUCUAGUGUGUUCUUGUUUGACAGAUAUUCUUGUUUUACAGUACCUGUGGGGUUGAGAGACAUUCAGCAUCGCAGUCUAGUUUGUAUUAUUUUGUGAUAUUUUUUUUUUUUUAGCACAUCGACUUGUGGAUACAAAGACAGUGCUAAGUUGAUAUUUCUGACUAUGUCAUAAUAUCCAAUAAUAAA
Molecule: messenger RNA, 6689 nt
Organism: Larimichthys crocea (large yellow croaker)
Lineage: Eukaryota; Metazoa; Chordata; Actinopteri; Sciaenidae
Product: calcium-activated potassium channel subunit alpha-1
Exons: 33
Coding region: 742-4578 (1278 amino acids)
Biological process (GO): potassium ion transmembrane transport
Cellular component (GO): postsynaptic membrane
Molecular function (GO): large conductance calcium-activated potassium channel activity
Source: RefSeq, a predicted model, not a curated record